CAAUAUUUAUUCAGGUAGUAAAUCAAGUGAAAAGGUAAUUUUUGUCAUAGACUUCUGCACAAUUGGACUUAUUUUUGCAAACAGAGGAAUCGCCCCUUGCAAGAAAGAAUGCUUCACUUUUCAAACCCCCGAGGCUGCAGCCUGGAAUUAGGCCAGAGCUCAAUGAGCGAUAGCAUUCCCAUUUGAUUGACAGGACAGCCUUCGGCUGUUACCGGGAGAUGAUCUUACAGAUGGGACAACAUUUCAUUACCCCUUCGAAUUGCAUAUGUAUAAUGGGUGCAUUGUAAUACCAGUUGACAGAGAGAGAGAGAGACAAUGCCUUUAGGCUAGCCUCAGGAGACAAAUUGGUUCAACACAUUUGCAGCUAUGAAACAAAGAUUGAAAAUGGUGUCAUUCGAGAUAAAUCAUAAUGAGAACAUGUUGUGAUGGACUAACAAAUGGACAAAAGUUGCUACUGUGUGAAAUACACACUCAUAACAAGCUUUGAUGGAAUGGUGGUGGUACAAUGUUUAGAGAGACUCUUUCGACCAUAAAAUAUGUGAGUUGAGGCCUGUUCAAGGAUCUUUUUGCUGAAGUAAAUCUCUGUCUUUGACCUGUGACCUCUCAGGAAAAAUAACCUUGACAAAAAGGGAUUUGUCAAGGUUGGAAACCUCAAAAAAAAAAAUGGUACAGACUGAACUUUGUCUGUAUCAUCAAGUAAAGUACUCUUUGAUUUGAUAGUUUGUGAUUUAAAUUGAAAUGUUGCACAAUCUUAAAGCACAGUCACACCGACAUUUCAAACAGUAAUGUCAAUUAAUUUCAAUGGAAUCAUAACAGUCAGUGGAUAUGUACAUUAGGUUGAAGUUCAAAGUUCGUUUAAUAUGCCAAUUCAUGCUUUUAACUAACAGCAAACAGUCCUGACUCUGCUGACUGUUGAGGGAACAGAACACCAGAGAAUCCCAAAUCAAAGAAAACCAUUUUUCAUUUUUGCUUAAAACUAAACUGUGUGACCUUGUUAGCAACAUAGGUAACGGGACGAUAAUGAAACAAAGCUAACAGAGCUGUGACCAGUAAUAUCAUUUUCUAAGCUGCGUAUUAGCAGUUAGCUACAAUACGGUGAUUCACCAGCAUUGUGAGUAGUCAUUGCCAAGAUUGUUGCACCAUCUGUUUAGCGAGGGUUAACUUUGCUCUGCUAAUUCUGACUACGAUGCAGCGUGAACGCUAUCAAAUUUAGGGAAAGACGUCGGAUUAAAAAACGCUUCAAUUUUGAUUGGUAUCGGAAUUCAAUACCGUGCCCCGUAGUAAUGAUGACGGAAGAAUCGAUACCGUCUCUGUGCUAUUGCUUAACUUUGUAGGGCAGUAGGCUAUCAUGCCAAUAAUCCAAAAUUAGGAAAUUAAUCAGUUUGACUCCUGACCCAGACAAUUACAUGAUGGCGACAUUCUCCUGUUUGACACAGACAAAUAAGUCAUGUCCCACACCAACAUUUAUAUUUUAGUAUGACAACAUUGACUGAAUAACAACAAAUCACUGCUUUGCCUAUUUUCAAAUAUUCUCAUUACUGACUUGCACAUACUAAACAGCUAUGUUCUUGCUUUAAUAAUGAUCCUAAUGAGGUAUCCUCCACCAAACACGUUGGAGUUCAUCAGAAGUUACAUCGCAGUUAGACAGAGUAUAAGACUAAGAGGAUACCUUUAGCACCUGUCGUCUCUUCCUAAAGUCUUUAUCUGUAUUUUAUGUUUGUCCAUCUGUCACUCUUUCACAGCACUCAUUGAAUAGGCUCGUUUCUCUGUGGGAGCAAGGCAUGCUGGGUAAUUGAAAGGGGGUUACUGGCACAAGUCAAACAGAUGGAGAUGUAGUGUGCUUACAGUGUGUGUGUGUGUGUGUGUGUGUGUGUGCGUGUGCGUGUGUACGAGUGUUUUGUGUGGGGUGGCGUCUGGCAGGAGCCAAACGGCUGUGGAUUUAUCAGCUCCCCAAUGAAGGCCAAAAGCAACGCUUGCCAGAGUCUCACACUCAUGCACACAAACGCACACAUACACAUCACGCCUCAUGUCUUCCAACAUUUCCUGCUCUCUUUCUUAUGCUUGUCUUCAUCUAGGUAUCUUUUUUUUUUCGUGGUUUGUUGUUUCAUUGUUUUCAUGCAUCCGUCCAUUUAUCCCUCGUUCUCUUUGUAGUUUCUUGGAGGGACUCUGAACACCACCUGUCACUCACCUUCAAAUACACUUCCUCUUACUCCCUCCCUUUUCCAUGUCUCCUCAUAUUUUCUUCCCCUCAUCUUCUUGCUCUUUUGUCUUUGCCAUUGGCAUUCCCUGCAAGCGACAGAUGCCGAGCAGAAAGGGAGAAAGCGAGAGGGGGAGAUCUUGAGAGAGAGAGAGAGAGGGGGAGAGAAGAGGCUUGAUGUUUUGUUGCUCUUGUGUUCUAAAGGAAGGUCUCUCCUUUAUCAACAGUCUAACAGGCUGCUGGGCUCAGUCAUCCUGCUUUUCCUUCCACUGUUUACUGCUGGGUGUCAGGGCCUUCACAGUCGGUGCCGUGCACACACUUAUAUACACACACACAUCUUUCUGUCAUGCUUCAAUGUGCACGCACGAACACAAACAGGAGCACACUGUGUUGUCACCCAAAACAAAAUGUUGACUAAUAUACACAUAAUUUGUGAAUUUGUAACGGCUGACUUAUUCCACAAAGCAUCUUUUUUUCGGAAAACCGUAGGUUACUUUUGUUGUAACUGUAUUAGCAGGAAACACUCAGAAUGACUCAGAAGACACCAUUUAAUCUCCAAGUCUUUUCGAGCUGCUGUCCUCUCCUUGACUGUUCAUUUUAGGAUUUAGAAAACUGAGCUUCUUCAAGGCGUGCAGGAAAUAAUCCAGUGUUUCUAUAAUCCUGAGUGGAUGUAUGCGCUCAACCAGUCACUUUCACACACAUACACGGAUAUUCAAUGAGCAUACAAGCGCAGACACACACACACACACACACACACACACACACAUGCUCAUAUACCUGCUGCAGGUGUUCGCCGUCUUUGUGAUAACCUGCAGAAACGGUCCGCCAAGUGUGUGACAAUCAUUUACCGUCUUUUUUGAAAUCUUUAUGGCUCUGUACCGAACAGGAUUUGUCACAUGUGUAGUGAAAACUUUAAUGGUGUCCACGCUUUUGAAAGAUCUUUUGGCCUUUUCAUCUCCUCCAGUUUUUUUUCAUCUGAAAAGAAAAUGAAUAGGCUUGUCACUCAGCCUUAGCCAGCCACCUGGAAAUCAUAUGAUUAGGUUUGAAAUUCUUUGUACGCCGUCACUUUGUAGUGCAAAAUGAGUGAUUGGAAUCGUGACUGAGUGUGUGGCCCUUGCACAAGGACUGUCUGAAAAAAUUAUGAAAUACAAGAAUUUGUCACCCAAACAUCCCACAAAUCUUCUUCUCUCAUGUGAAUUCAGUUAUCAACCUCACUAAAGUGACUUGGACUUGUCCUUCCUACAUAGUUGAAGGUGACUUUUCUAAUUGUGAAUGAGCCAUUUGGCAUCACAAGAACGGUCUUAUUUUCCGUCUGUAGUUUGGCUGAGCUUCACGGAUAAGCCUUGGUAUGAGGACAGCUUAAUAUGUUUUUAAAGUGGCUCCAUAGAGGAUUGGAGACAAAGACAGAGGAUAUGAAAAGCCCCCUUUUAGGUCUCUGUUAUGCCAUACUGGACAGGGACAGAAGGGAGAGGGGUAGGGAAGUGGGCAUUCUUUUUCGCUGUCUCAUACCCAAGUCAAACAGGAAUGCAUCCAUUGACUGACAGAAUUGCUAGGACAGUAUAUCCUGACCAUACACACUGGAAAAUGCCCCAGAUACUCCAAAAAGCAGGUAGUCUGAGUGUCAGUUUAGAAGUUUAAUUGGCCAAUGUGUCAGUAGAGGAACAGGGUGUGAAGGAAGUGUGGACAACUGCAGAGAGAGCACCUCGCCCUCCAAGCGCUCUCAGAUUUACAAGGUGUUACCGCCAAAGAUGUGUUCCUGUCUGAUGCCCAGUUUCCCUUGUGUCUCCACUGUUCCAUGCAAUGCUGCAAGCACAAGUGAGAAAGGUGUGCAACUGUAUGGAGCUGUCAUUAUGUUAGACAUGAAGCUGUUGGUGUGAGAACAUUCUGUGCAUUCUGGGUUUGUAACAAAAUGGCCACUUUUUUUAGUCUGCCUAGCCCUAGAGGCUUGCUCACACCAGAAAGUGGCAAAGAGAAAUGCAUCUGCAUGCCUUCGCAAAAUAUAUUGUUGUGGAAGCUUAGUUAUGUAGUGACUACUGCCAGGAGGGUUUAUGAAAGUGGGUGGGGACACACAGCUUGCUAGCUAAUAUUCUAUGGAAAAAUGUGCGCUGCUGUUCGCGACCAUAUUGGCUUUAUUUCAUUGUAAUUAAUUUUGCCCCACAAUUUCACAAUCUUUAAUGCCAAUGUGACCAGUUUUUUAAAGGUAAAGUCCAGCACAUUAUGAAGAGUAGCAAGGUUAGGUGUUGGAGAUUGGAUGCCAUCAGUGGAAGAGUCCAUUCUAACCUUUGGGUGUUUGUGUGAGCUUUUCUGAGCAGGCACAAAGAGGUAGGAGGACUCCCUCAAGGGAGGACCUCAUUCCAAGACCUUGCCUGUCGUUAUUACAGCUACAAAUCAGACCUCCCACACCGCUUAGAGCAGCAAAUACUAUAAACUCUUACACACACACACACACACACUCACACACUCCUUUUUUGGUUUUAUUACCAAUCUCGGCAUGAUACAGCUCCCUUGCUACAGUUUGGACUGUGCGGGAGUAAUACCAUUGCUCUCUGCUUUAAUGUGUGCAUGAUGUGCCUAUGCAUGCACAUGUGUAGGGAUUUGGAAUGUAAAUAAUUUAAAACCGGUUUGAUAUUAUAUACACGUUCAGUCGUCUAUGUUUUUUGGGUUACCACCCGUCUCCUUCAAAUCCAAAAUGUUGGCAUAUUGGCGCCAUUUUACUUUGACUAAAGGCCGUACCACACCGGGGGUAUGACGAAUAAAGAAUACAAAAAUGCGAAAUACUCGCCUGAGACUAUUCCACAUCAAAACUUUUCAUACUGGCAGCAACGUGAGCUUUGGACAGUUGCAACAUAUUUUUUUUACUUUAUGCUCCAUUUGUGUUUAUUCUUUUCUUGUAAAAUCCAGUUAGGCUAACAUAUGAAGAGCCGGUUGUGGCGGUACCGAUUCCCUAGAUUGUAUUCCUCCUAGAGCUAAGACCAGUGGGAUCAGAGGUUGUAGCUGCCUCAGUUUUGCAGCUAGUGUGAAGAGACUUUGAAGGGGUCCCUUGACCUCUCACCUCAAGAUACGUAUAUGAGACGGGUUGUGUACCCACGAGUCUCCCCCUUUACACACACUGAUAAUCCCAUGCAGCUUUGGGCAAAAAACAAACCUAUAUUCUAAAAUGUUUUUUUGAAUAUUUCUUCAUACUAGAACAGUCUUACAAUUGCACAUGUCUAGAAAGCUGAGACUCUUGUGGAUCAAAUGAGCCCAACUUUAAUUUGCGAUGAUGUUAGACCUCAUAGUAGGCAUUUCACAUAGUGAGACAAUUCUUUUGAAAGUUGAAGUCGCUGUAUAAAAUGACAGGACAAUGACAAAAGUAUAUCAACCCAAAACCUGCUACACAAUGAGACAUUAUAGAGCAUGCAUAUUGCCAUAUGGGUUUUGGCUCUAAGCCCUUUUUACACUUUCACAAUUUCUUUCAAAUAAUGAAUUUUUUAAAUUCUGAUCCAUGGCUAGAACUACUGUGGUGUUGAUGCAUAACAGGUGUGGCGAACCCUCCAAUGCUGCUCAGGGGGAUUGUGAGAUUUGGCUAAACAAAUAGAGAAAAAAAGAAAUGACAGCAAAGAAUGAUGGACUGCCACACGGUUACAUGACUAAUGCAAUGAAAGUUGGAUUUAGCGGCAUGAAGCUGUCAGCACAGCUUGCUGAUGUAAGGCUACUUUUUAAUUAAACAUGUCAUAAUGACAAAUGCCUGCUCAGUCAGUUUGCAUGAAACCGGAAAUUGACCCAACUGUACACAUGUGUAUUUAUGCCUGUAUUUAAUCUAUUUGUGUGCAUAUGGAAUCUUUAUUAGUAUGCAUAUGUGCAUGUGUGGCCCGUUCGCUCAGUUGGGAAAACAGAUUGCACUCUAUCCGGACAGGGAUGUGCAGUGGAGCAACAGAGAAAACAACACUUGUCUAAUCAAAUGCAUCAGCCUGCUGUCUUUGACACUGUUGCCAUUUACAAGAAGAAAAAAAAAACCUUAGAAAAGCCCAUUCUGCAUUUCUAAUGCUGCAUGUGAGCUUGUGUAUAUUUUGCUUCAAAUUACGGCGGUCCAAGGAACUCAUUUCAGCAUUAGAUCAUAUGAUAUGUGCAUAACUAGUGAUUUCACUGUCAUAACCACCCUAUAUAAUUACAUGCGCCUUUUUUAUUGCUGGCUGAUGAGCCAUAAUGGUUCACAUUAAUGCAUCCACAUAUAUAGAUAUUCCCAGUUUUCUUAUAGUCAAAUGAAUUAUAAAGAGCUAGAAGACAGAGAAAUAGAGCUGUGAUCAACUAGUUAAGCCUGUUCUCAGUUACGAUAGCCGCUUAUCCCACCAGCGGAUCACACUAGAUCAACAAAAGAUCCCUCGCUAAACCUGAGAAAGAAUAAGACCCUCAGUCAUAAUCAUCCAUCUGUUGCGGAGUUUAUCUCUCGUCUGACUGUACACUUUAUCUGUGGGUAUAUCUGUGGGUAACGGAAAAGACUGUUAGAGGAAAAACAAAAGGUGUGACUGAUGGAGAGAGUCAGUGAGAGACAGGAGGAGACCACUGAGACCCACCAAGUCUCUUCCCCCCCUUUAAUGUGAGUGGACGGAGAGAGUGUCAGACAGACUGAUGUCACAGUCGAGUCCAUCACAUGUACUUCCCUCAAAGUUGUGAAGUUUGACACCUAACUGGAACUCAAACAUGAACUUUUAAAGUAAAAAAUGCAAGCAGGCAAUAAAAAAAAAAAAAAAUCGGAUUCACCUUUUGCUUCUCACAAAUCACGGCCAGAUGUGGUUCCUUUACACCCCUGUAGAACAGGGGUGUUCUGCAGAAUGGCGUUUUCUAUGAUUCAUUUUGGCGAGUGACAUAUUGGACAAUAGUGAGUGACUUCCUCAUUCCUGUGAUAGCUGAAGCGACCCAUAAUUGCUUUGGACUUUGCUUUGCCAGCAGUAGCAUAAAUAUAGAACGGAUGCAUUGUGUGAUUUGCAUCUCGAUGAUCAAGCCACUAAAAAGUUCUGCGGUCGGCUCAUUGUCCACUGGUUUUUCUAAUUUUCCGUCCCACACCCACCCUUUUGUUCUGUGUCCUUGUUUAAAAAAUGUAGGACUGUUAUGGACUAAAUUGAAUGGCUUGCAUUGUUGAAUGCAUUCAGUUCAAAACACACAGAACCCAUGCUCCCGGGUCAUGCGGAUGCUUCCAACAGCAUAACAAAAGCUUAAUUUAAAUAGAAUAAUUCAUCGGCGGAUGCAUUGUCAAAUCACUGCCUGUUUGUUAACAGAAGCCUGUGAUACUGGUCAAAGUCCAGUAUGCAGUAUUUGUUUUAAUGAAUACAUAAUUACCACUUCUCUGUGUGAAUGUGUGUGUGUGUGUGUGUGUUUGUGACAACCACACCAACAAUUCAAACCAUAGAACUUUGAUAAAUGAACAACAAAUUACUCCAGAGCUCCAGGACUAAAUGGGAGGUGACCCAACUAUGUUCACCCAGGAGGAGCUCAGUCACUCUGGGUUCUGCCAACCCUCUGUCAGCCUCACCGCCUCACCUGGCCUUGAUCUGUGGUCCGAGAGCUGGACUUAGUGGUGCAGCAGUCUUCAUCGAAUUGAUUUGGCCAUUCAUCUUAAUUAGCUAAUGAAUAGACUGGUUGCAUGGGUUGGACACAGUGUUGUUUGACAUUUAGAAAGCAGCAAUGGUGGGGCCCCGUUUACUGGAGAGCAGUUUGUCUCUUGCAAUGAAUCUAACUGUGCACCCCUCUGGUUUUGUAUCUAUUUGAAUCAAAAGAUACAAAGUGGAUGAAAAUACAGAAGCAAAAAAAAAAAAAGACUAGAAACAAGACAGAUAGCACAACAGAGAAUGUUUCCAGACUUUUAAAGCCAUCUUUAAAGUCUGAGGGAUUGUCCUGACUGCCAGCAUGUUCCCUCUUCUCAUCCGAGGCUUUUCCGUCCGUCUGACAUCAGAUUCAUUUUUCAAGCCAUCAGUGAUUUGUGCACUCCAAGUCGCAGCUGUCUGUUGCGUACAAUAUAGGCCUGUUAGCAUUCACAUUUAACCAGCUGUUCUCUUUCUGUUGACAGAUGGUAUGUGACAUAACAAACUUGUAACACAUGUUAUCAUUCACGCCGACUUUUAAACAAGAUCUAAAAAAGAGUUUGCUAUCUACUCAGAGGUCAGGCGUUACUGCCAAGUCUUGGCAGGGUUUGAGAUGGAUGAACAAGGUGAAAUAAAAAGAUGCAUCUUCCAUACCUGAUAUGCAAUACUGUGAAAAGCUCAUUGAUCACAACCUGCUGUUGUGCUCCAAAGCCAAAUAAUGAAAUUAAAUAUUAAAAUGACAUUUUCCUCCCAGGCAAUGUUUUGCCUCGAUAAGCAUAAAAAUGAAUGACUUGAAUCCUCGACAAACUAAACAAAGUGCAAUUAAUCAUCAGUGGAGCAGGGGGGAAAUCGCCCAGGGUUAUGAAGGGGAAGGAGACGAAAAAUGGAAGUGAAGCCCAAAGAGAAAGCCGGAGAAACUCUGAGCAAAAAAGCCGAAUGGAGAGGCAGAGUUACCAGAGCAGAUGGUUUCAGCGCUUUUGCCCAAGGCGCUCCAUACUCACAGAAAUCUCUACAAGGAGGGAGAGAGAGAUGAGUUGAAACACUAACUACACAUCUGCACUUCCUCUCCUCCAGUGCUUGAGAAGGGUAGAGAGAGCAGAGAGAGAACUGGAGGGGUUUUGACAGGCAUCAUCGACACUGCGCCACAUUCAGUAUUCUCAGUGUUCAGAGCAAUCACAGUUGACACAUGGCAUCCAUCAUCUCAUGAUAUGUUGUACCAACACGUUUUCUUGCACAUUUUGCUCAACGUAUUGGAUAUUCUCCUUUUUAUUUCCUGUCAUGCAGAUGUACUGCGACUUUUAGACAUGCGUAUUUUUUAAAUGUAGUUCAGUGUUUGUGGGGGCAGCUCAAACAGAGAACAUAGCUGACCUGAAAUCCUGCAGCUGAGCAUCAGCGUGCAGGCCCGCUUGACAGCCAAUCUCCUCAGUGUCGCUUGAACUAAAAGUACACUGUGGACAAACACACACACACACACAUACACACACAUACAUGUGUGCUGCCUGGCUAAAUGAAUGGUGAAUGAUGGAUGAGUGUGAGGCUUGGCAGUGUUGCCAUCUGUUCCGACACGAGACAGAGAGAGUGGAGGGCUUGCGGUUCAUCGAAUUUCAAGCCCAUCACAGCGUUCAGCUCACCUACUGUACACGCUCCACUGGCACCUUGAUGGAUUUGUUUGUGACCUUGUGUGUGUGUGUGUGUGUGUGUGUGAUGGAGAGUAUAAGACAACUCUCGACCCAUGCUACUCACAUUACUAGGUGGUGAUCAUUUACAUUUUGCAUAGUCCAAAGUGGCACCCGAAUCUCUGCUGCAAAGUUGAUCCAAAAUCAAUUUACGCUGUUUCUUCUCUCAUUGAAAAUCCCUCAACGUCGCACUGCCACGCAGUCAAUUUUCUCCGACUUGGUCUGUGCCUCCUCACGCACACGUGCCCCCUAACUGCCUCUCUCCGUCUCUAUUACAUGCCUGCCAUUCUGUCUUUACACACAUAGCCACUCUGAACACAAUUGUCAUUGAUUUCUUCGUAUCUCCUUUUUUUGGCCCUUUGCUGAGAGUUUGGCUCAGGUGAGAGGAAACAUAGGGACUGAUAAAGAGAGAAAAGCGUGAUGGGAUGUACUGUUUACAGUUUGCUCUGUAUCGUCCGACACGUUUGUACCCCCUCACAAAGAAAGGCUCGCACACACAAUCACACUAUGACAAACAGUGUGAACAGCCGCCCCGUUACCAAACGAUCAACAACAUGAGACACAGCCUUAAAAAAAAAAAGCCACAUGCAGCGCAUCGCAGUGCCAUUUUGUGUGCUCUCUCUGCUGUUUUAGUGUAUUUGUGUGUCACCUUUCCUCCUCCUGAUGACUGGAAGGUUAUCAUGGGGGUGUCAUGCCCAAAAGCCAGCAGACAGCUUUGCCCUUUACAACAAAGUAUCAGUGCUAAUUAGAGACUAUGAGUAAGUCACUGGACUUAAGUGUGUGUGUGCACGUGUCACUGUGACUAUCCAUGCGUGGCUGUAUCAGCCUCUUACAUCCAAACGCAGGAGUAUGUUAGUUCCACUCAUCAUUUCAAUGGGACUUUUGAGAUCUGAUCUUGCGUGUUAUGAGGCCACAUCUCUGGGCGGCCACACAUGGCCUGAAAAUGUCAGUUGUUCAUCUUGCAAGGAUAUAAUUAUUUAAAUAGCUCUCCAUGAUACCUUUCCUGCUCUCCGGCUCUGUCUCUGCGCGUGACUGAUAUGCCCACUUACUACUAGUUCAGUUUAGACUUCAUCCUGACCGCUCGGCUGUAGAGGGUUAUCCGUUUUCAUCGUCUGUUUUGGAUAUCAGUCCUAUUUCCUGGAGAAAUAUGCACUGUUGCAGAGACUCAUUUACCAAUACAUUUUUUUAUUGCAAUAAACAAGAGUAAGAGUGUCAGUCCGUGGUUAGCAGUUUUUGGGUUAGCGUGUCAGCAUGCCAACAUUUGCUGGCACCAAAGUACAAGUGAAGUUGAUGUGAAUGUCAUUAGUUUUGCAGGUAUUUGAUCAUAAAUCAAAGCACACAGUGACCUGAUGAUGGCACCAAAUGAAAAGUAAAGGAAUAAUAGAACAAUAAUAUCCAUAUCAUGUGCAAUAUUACUUUUUCAACAUUGUGCAAUAAUAUAUUUCAAUAUCAUGCAAUAUUACUUUGGAUAUACCAUUUGCAAUAUAACUUUCUAUUACUUUUUCAAUAUCAUUGCCAAUAUUACUGUCAAUAUCAUGCACUUGUGUUAGUUACUUCUUGUUGUUAACUUUUAUUUAUGUAUGUUUAUAUUUUUACUCUAUUGUUUUUUCUCUUAUUUCUCUGUUGUAGUCCUUGAUUAAUCCCUUUUCCAAGAAUUUCCUUCGCCAUUAAUACAAUUAUAUAUUAUCUUAUCACCGAAGAGAUAAUAAAUCUCUAUGAGGGGAACAACAUUUCGUGUUGAGGCAUGCAACUAAAAAGUCAGGGGUUUACCAAGGUCAGUGGCAUUCAUCCUCAGGCAGAAACAAAUGCUUGUAAAUAUUUUCAAGGCAAUCCAAAGUAAGAGUUGUUGAGAUAUUUCUCUCUGGACUAAAGUGAUGGACCAAUUGACAGAACAACAUUUCCAGCCUUAGAGCCAGCUGCUGCUCUGUGCCGCUGUUAUUGCAUAUGGUUUCAGGUAAAGGAACUUAAAAAUGAUCCCAAUCUGCACAAUUCUGUGUACAGUAAAAGGUGGACAUUCAUUACUUGAAAACCAUUCUGUGUAUUACAGGAAGCCGCGUAUACAUUACCAAGCUUAAUUCAAGGGCGGACAGAUAGAUGAAAAGCACUAAUGCACGACACUUUAAAACAAUAAAAUGUACUCGCUUGCAAAACAUACCCUUACACAAAACACAUCUAACACCUUCCAAAUGCUUUAUUUUACUUUUUUUUUCUAAUUGCCUUGUCGAUUUCAACGUGAGUUUUAUGGAGUGAUGUGAGAACUUAUCCAGCCAAGACAAAAUAGGAAUUGAGAGUCUCUCGACUCAAGAUACACAAUCUCUUGUGGCCACCACAUUGUAUGCUGUUAUAUUGAAGCUGCAAACUGCUUUGGGUCUUUUGAUGGCACAGCUAUAAACUCGGAAAACUAUUUGGAGAGAUAGAGGUGAUGAAAAAAAAAAAGAACAAUGCAAUAGGCCCAGCAGCUCAAGGUCCAUUAUUUUGGGGGUGGAUUUCUCAUAUCGAGAGGACUUGAUUGAGCCCAUUAUGAUGGGAUUGUGUCCAGGCUUAUAUAGACAGACCUUCAAGUGGCAGCCAGGCCUCCUCAAGAUGAGCUCUGGCUCAUUGGAUUACAGUUCAUAGUGUUUAACAGCACCCAUAGCUGCCAGCAAAUCUAUCCUGGCUGACUGACAACAAUCCCUUUUGAAACAGCAUGAAGCCGCACAGCCAGUGAGGACUUUGGAUGACAUUUUAGGAUUCGCUCUGUCGUUUGACUCUCUCCCAUUGUCUCAUACUUUUCCAGGUGAACAGACUGGAACUUCACUGCAUGUAGGCUAAAUGUGAGGCAGAUCCUCGUUUCAUCGCGCUCCCGCUCUUCUGUGGGAACCCAUCUCAUCAGAGUGACUGAGAGCAAGUUAUUCAGCCGACAGUUUCUUCCUGACGACAUGGAGCACCAUUUCCUGAUGAGACUGUGGUGAGACCAGAGCAGCCCUGUCACGCCCACAGCGCCCCCUUUCGGCCCGGACGGCCCACCACGCCCCGGCGCCUGUGAAAGGGUACCAUGUCAGCCGUAGCAUGUCCCAGCAUUCCUCCGGGGGUGGCGGAGGAGGACCCUGCCACUGCUCGCCUGAGGACUGUGAUGGCCCAGGUAGAGACUACUAUCAGGGUCACGCCGAUGGCCACUAUUACCCUCAUGGAGGUCCGGCUGAGGCCCUGGCGCUGGAGAGGCACCAUUCUCACUCCCAUUCUCAUAGCCACUCUGGAGGGGGAACCUUCCCCCGCACACACCCCAGCCAACACCCAUCUCUCCAGUCGUUUGACUCUUGCGAAGAGUGCCUGUCCUCAGGCCACGGAGGGAAGAUGCACCGCAUUCCCCCGAACAUGGUAGACCAGUUUGAGAAGCAGGUGCCCUUCCAUCCUGAUGGCUUCCACACACUGCAGUACCAGCGCAGUGCUAGUGGGGGUGCUGAGCCGCGCAGCGAGAGCCCCUCACGCAUCCGCCACCUGGUCAACUCUGUGCAGCGCCUCUUCGCUAAGUCCCAUUCUCUGGAGGCACCGACCAAACGGGAGUACAACGGCACGAGAGGAGGCGGGGACUCCCGUGGCGAGAGAGGAGGAGGCCACAGGAGUGGAGGGGAGGAUGGCGGAGGCCACUAUUCAGGUCAUCAGCCUCGCUCUACCAGGAGGAGCAAGUCUCGAGAGCGAAGCAAGAGCGGAGACUCGCGCCACGAGUCGGGCAGACGCCACCGCAGCAGGACAGCAGGCUGGUGGAGCUCUGACGACAACCUGGACAGCGACAGCAGCUACCUGGUCAGUGGGGGCAGACGGGGGUAUCCCAGCGGACACGAGAGCCUGGAUGCAGCAAUCCAGGAGCUCACCAUGAAGAGGCCCAAGGAGCGUGGCGAGCGUGGAGGUGGUGGGCCGGUACCUGGGGAGUGCGUGGCCUGUACCACGAUGGCUCUGGCUGGGAGUGAAGGAGGGGGACAUCACGGGCCCCAUGGCCAAUCCCUGAAAAGGAGCACCUGGUCAGCCAUGACAGUGAGUCAGGCCAGAGAGGUGUACCCUUCUACCAGGGGAGGAGGCUACGAGAAAGCCCUGGUGCCCUUGGAGAGUAAGCUGAAGGAGAGGACCUUCCACUACUUGCAGGUCCCUUCAGACGACUGGGGUGGCGGAUAUGGUGGCGGUGCAACAGACGGUGGGGGGGAGAUCCCAUGCCGUCGUAUGCGGAGCGGCAGCUACAUCAAGGCCAUGGGCGAUGAUGACAGUGCUGACUCAGACACCAGCCCAAAAGCCUCACCCAAGUCCACCCUGAUUGCCCAGAGGGAGGCCUUUAGACGAUCUAUCAGCAUGGAUCAAAGCAUUACAGCACUCAAAAGGUACUCGUGUAAGCAGUGUACUGACCCUUACCCCAACAGCCGAACCACACCCAAAACCCAGACCCGCUCUCGUAGUUACACCCGCUCUCUGACCAGCUCACAGUUGGGAGACACGUUGAACCGUCAGUUCGAGGCAGUGUGCGAGACCAUGUUUGGAGAGGUGGAGUCUCAAGCCGUCGAGGCCUUGGACCUCCCAGGUGUGUUCCGCACUCGCAGCCACAGCUACGUCCGUGCCAUCCAGGCCGGCUGUUCCCAGGACGACGACUGCCUCUCUGUCUUCUCCAUGUCGGGCCCCCAGGGAAGCAUCAAGGGCGGGGCCGUCUUUCCUUAUCGUAAAGGUGCUCCUCCUCCGCUCCCACCUCGCAUGUCCAAGUCUUCACUGUCGGUGCGAGCCCAGAGCAGCACUGAGUCCACCCAGGAUGCCUACUUCCAGAGCGGUGGACAGUUAGCCUCAAGCUCGGGCCCCGGGCGUCCCAAGCAGCACAGCAACUCAGUGGACCUGGGCAGCUCCGAUGGCCCCUCGGGUCGCAUCUCUAGAGGGGGCUACUACACCGCGACAGGACCUGGACGUUCCCGACAGCACAGUAACUCGGCAGAGAGCUUAGAUGGUGUCAGGGGUUCGCGGGAACUGGUGCCCUAUGGAGGGGGUCCGGGUGUAAGGGCCAAACACAGCAGCUCGGCUGACAGUCUGCUGGAGGGCCCACCGAGGCCGGCCAGGGAGAGAGACGGCAGGGUCGGGGGCAGCCUGGGGAAGUCAGUGUCUCUGCCUCAGAACAGCAUGGUGCUGUGUAAAGCUGGGCGGCAGGACGAAGGGCGUGGUGGGAGAAAGUGGAGGCCAUCCAUAGCCGUGCAAGUGGACAGCUCAGAGACUCUGUCAGAUUCAGACGCAGAGGGCAAAGCUCUUACAGAGGUCCACUCUAUAGGAGUCCAAGUGGAAGAUGACAAAAGGCGGGCUCGUUUCAAGCGCUCCAACAGCGUGACGGCGAGCGUGCAGGCCGACAUGGACCCCGAGGGCUUCCCGGGGCUCAGCAUCGCCGUGCCAACUCAGGACAAGGGUCUCCAGUUCGGCUGUUCCUUCCAGAGGCACUCGUCGGAGCCGGAGUCAGCUAGCCAGUACGCGGAUUGCCACCGCACCGUCCACACACAGGGACAAUGGGCCUACAGAGAGGACUUUAUCCAGAGUGGCUAUACGACUGAGGCCUGCCAAGCGGAUCCACGGCCCCACCAGCAUCCACACUUGCCUCCACGUUCCCACUCCCCUCUGCCCAUCACCUCUGAGAGAGCUUGGGCGGGGACGCCGUCCCUGGAGGGCCCCCGGAGCCUGCCCGACUCGGGCCGAGCCUCGCCCUGCAUGAGAGACGGAGAGUUCUUCUUACGCCUCCUGCAGACGGAGGUGGAGAGGAUGGAGGGCUGGUGCCAGAACAUGGAGCGAGAGGCAGAGGAGAACGAACUGCCAGAGGAGAUUCUUGAGCUGAUACGAAAUGCAGUUGGCAGUGCCCAGAUGCUCAUGUCUCAGAAAGUCCAGCAGUUCUUCCGCCUCUGCCAACAAAGUGUGGACCCAUCAGCGUACCCCCAGCCCACCUCUCAGGACCUGGCAGGCUUAUGGGACCUGCUCCAGCUCAACAUAGAAGACGUCAGGGUCAAGUUUCAGGACCUCCAGAGGCUCAAGGACUCUGGUUGGAGGCUCCCACCUGAAAAGAAGGAGGAUAAGAAACUUCCUCCUCCCUUACCAAAGAAGCCAGUAGGUGGGGUGAGUGGCAGCCUCCGGGCCGAUAGCGUCGGUGAUGGAGGUGCCGGAGGUGGAGGAGGUGGAUCGGGUGGCCUGGUGGUGCCUCGCAUUGGUGGACAUACCAUACCCAUCAGGGAGAAGUCUCUGGACCUCGGGGACCGUCAGAGGACAGAAGCGAGGAGGAGGCUGCUGCAGACAAAGCGUACUGCCUCCUUCAGGCAAAACUCGGCCACAGAGAGCGCAGACAGCAUCGAGAUCUACAUCCCUGAAGCCCAGACUCGACUCUGAAGACUGUGGUGUCUCCCACCCACCUCCUCACCCACACUCAGCCCUGCUGACCUGCACACCAAUCUCAGUCUAUCUCUGAGCCCAGUACUGAUCCUCUGCAGGUCAUCUCUGUUCAUCCGCUACCCUCCCUUCAGCAUUUCCAUCACUUCACUUGCCACAACCACAAAUUCACUACUCUUGCUCAUCAAACAAGCAAUGACAGCCAUUUUAGUGUCUUGAAAUUUGGACAUUUUACUGACACAGAGGCCUCAAUGUGAAAUGGUAGCUAGCAGAUGUGAGUUAUCGACUUUUUAAAGAAUUCUCUGAAUUUCCUUUUGGCUGACAAACACGUAACAGUCCACUUUUAUAACAGUAGUCAGUAGUCAGUGGAGGUUCACGCAGUAGUAGCAUGCCUGUGCGUGUUCACCUAGCACUUCUCCAUCACUGAAAAUAAAGGGCUUAAGGCACAAAACCUCUGUGGAGAUGACGAGAUAACAGAAUCUCCCUAUGGAUCCCCUGUUGCCAUCUCCUGAAUGCCAUUUGCAACAGAAUCAUCUGCGAUAUAGCCACACUCUUCACCAAUGCUACCAGUAUGGAUGAAUAAACAUGGAUUCAUUUCUCACCAUCAGUUUAAAUGCCCUUAAAGUCAGAUGGUUGGCGAUCCCCAAAUAACAUUCUCUAAGCAUAGUCAGUCAACUGCAGCUGGCACUUUUCACCCCGGGGCCAUCUGUCCACCCAGGCACCCAGUCAAAGAAUAUGAAACUAUUUUCUGCCUCUUCCCCUCAUUCCUCACAUCCCGUGUACCCAUCGACUACCCGCAGUGAUGCCGUUUGAAUGUGCAAGUGCUAUUUGUACAUAGUGUGCACACUCAUGUUUGCCAAAAAGAGCUUUUGCUGUGUAGCAUCACAGCCUUGACAGCUAGAGAGCAUCACAAACUGCUUUUCAUGUAGUCCCUCUGAAGUUUCAAGUGUUCAGGGGUGGGGUUGCUGGGAGUUUUUAGGGGAGUAUAUUUUGGUGGCUUUUUAGGAAUUUACUGAGAAGGCCCCCAUUUCACUGUGAGACUACAGCACCACCAAGUGGUCCAAUGAGGACCCACAUCCAACAACGGUGGUCUUUAGAGAGUUCUUUCCACCUCAGUCAGGAAUUAACAGACAACCUGAUGAAACAGCCAUGAAAGAAGAUCAGUCUCUUCAUUACUUUUUAUCAGUUCUUUCCGUUCUCCUCUCUUGAAUAUUCAGAGUGGACUUUCACAUGAUGUGUUUGCAGAAUUGUGAAUUCUAAAGCAGCGGAUCACAAAAUAAUAGCGGAGGAGAGCUGGCAAAGUCUUCAGCAGAAUCCACUGGCCUAAUCCUCUCGGUUUCGCACACCGCCGCUGAAAGAAGGAAGGAUCUCUCUCAAUCGAGAGAACACAAAAUGAGCCGUAUUUGGCGUAGCUCCCUCCAAAGCCCGUCCAAAAAGUCAUCAAAGAGAGGAAACCAUCGUUUCAUUGCGAAAUGAUAUAGAAGAGAAGCAAUUUGAUAGUGUUUGGUAAUCAUGCUGAGAUUAAGUUACACUUGAAUGGAAUUAUAAUAUAUGUUAGUUGCACUAUGUGUUCAUUUCUCUUUCUCUUUAUUCACUUCUUGAAAUCAAUCUGGUGUCUCCACGGAACAAAGUGUAGCAUGAUUUUAAUGGCUUCGAAGGGGUCUUAUUUAUUUAUGUCCAAACAGAUAUUUCAUAUUUAAGUGUUUUGUAUGGAUGGUGCCUAUGUGUGUAGUGUGAAUAUGAAGGGCUGCGUGUCAUGAGGGACAUGUGAUGAAGCCCAGUGAAAAGUCCAAAUCAGCCGUUUUGAAGACAUAAAACACAGAGUAAGAAUCUUUAAGCAUGACCUGGUUUAUUUUAUUUUUUAACAUUUGGGUGGAACGUGUUGGCAAAAUGGGAUAUUUUAAUGGGAGAUGUAUAUUUUAUAACAUAAUCUACAUUUCUAGAUUAGUAGAGACUAUUGAGUACAGUAUGUGUACAAAAACAGCAUAUAUCAAAUGUGAAAAACUACAAUAUUAUUAUGAUAGAUUAUAGCAUUGUGUGAUACCACAGCUGUGUGGCAUAUCCAGACUCGGUACACGUGAAAAAGAAUUUCAAUUGAUUAUUAUCUUCAGUUUGUGAGUGCUGAGUCAGGUUCACAGGGUAUAAAUGGCAAGACUUAAUUGCCAAGUAUGAUCCUCCUUAGGCCUAUUGUAUAUCUGUCUGUGGUUCUAACAACAUAUACUGCUGUAUCCCCUCCCUGUAUUUCCCCUUUAGAACCAACUACAUGUGCCUAACCAGCUAUAUGUGGAGGUUUCCUUUGAACACAGUUUACAGUAAAUAUAUAUAGAAAUAUAUAUAGAAAGAUAUGUAAAUAGAAAAGUAUACAAAUCUGCAGAGAGUAUUGUUGAAAAAAUGUUUUUAUUGUACUGACACUCCAUCCUUUGUCUCCCUCACUUUCACGUGCAAUACACACAUAAGACUGGCAGAUUUUGUGGACGUUAAUACUGCAUGUUUUAUGUCAACCUCCUUUAGCAGGCAAAGCAAAGCUAAUUUUAUAGCUUAUAUACAUUGUUUUGUGAUUGAAAAUAAUUGACAGGAUUUAUACAAUGCCGUUAUUUCAAUGACUCAUGCCUUUGAACAAAGAUGAUAUCAUUGGAGGACGAUGAUACUGGCAACUUUGAAACAGCAAUUUUGAUUUGAAUCUCAGCUGAUCAAUUGAACAACCUUCGUAAAACAAGCUGCCCUGGCAAUGAAAAACGGGGCUGAGGAUCAGACUUGUUUAAUUUAUUUGCAGCAGUGUGGGUUGUGGAGCAGCCUUUUUUUUAUCCCCACACCCUUCUCCUCUGUUACCCUCAAACUUGACAACAUCUCAGUGGUGUCUGACACAGCCCUCAUCAAACAAAGCACAAAUACCUGCUUUUAUACUGUUACUCCACUGUGAAGGCCCCUUGACUCCACCCUCACAAUCCUCAAACCUACACACAGAGGGAUGGCAAGGUCUUUCUAUUACGAGUCGGCCUUGAGGGACACCAGGAAUCGAAAAGAGGCUUUGAUGGAUGUUUAUCCACCGUAGCAACUACUACUUUUUCUUCAAUUCUUGCUGACUUUCUCCUCUAUACUUUUGAUCAAACAUUGAGGUGUUAGCCAGCCACCUUGCCUUGAAACAGGUCCAUUGCAAACACAUGUUUGGUGGUUUGAUUUCCAUACUGUUGCGUAUUUUACAAAUCCAUCCGUCCUAUAUCUUCACAGUAGAAAUGCAGGAGCCUCAGCUAGAAAUAGCACCUGGGUGUGUAGUUGUACGAACAUGAUCUGAACACUCACCAACACAUCAGACAGACCACUAUACGAACCCUUUCACCUCUUUCUAGAAGUGCUAAAACCCCUCGUGGACAGCCAGACGGACAAGUCAACUCCGAGUACCUCAGUUUCUAGCAGCGGUGUCUCCAACCCCGACCCAGGCCUCUGUCCUCAGGGGAUUCUCUCAACCAACGGACCCUGAUAAUACAGGACCAGAUCAGUCCCGCGGGAAUGUUGUCCAUAUUCUCUGAAUAAAAGGGGAAAUCAUUUGAGCUCAGAUUAUCUAGCCAUUCUCUAGUAGCCAUUAUCUGAGACUGGAGAGUGGCUGAAUCACAGGCAGUGAAAGAAAGUGGAAGAAGUGUUUGGUUGAGGCAAGAGCUCAAUUGUUGCCAAUGUGUGUGGGCUGUAUAUUGUGCAUCUGCAACAAAGUGGAGCAGGAAGGGAUGCUGUUGCAGCAGAUUUGAGUUUUAGUUGUGCAGAGGCAGAGCUGCUCUGGAGGAAAAAAGCAAAGUCACUGGUUGAGUUAAACCUCAGUGGGAGAAGCCAAGGACCUAUUAUGUCUGGCUAACCAAAGCUAUGAGCUGUGGCUUUUUGUUCCGUUGCUUCCUGCAAUAUUUUAAAUGACCAUGUCUUGUUUUGUAGAGGCAUUUGUAUGAUGAACAAUCACGGUCACUUGUGUUUCAGCUGUUGAAUACUUUUAACUAUCAAAAAUACGUCAUUUGGGGGUAUUAUUAACAGUAACUUAAUAUACAGCAUUAGGAGUAAAGUCAACAAUGAGACUGAUAUCGAUGAGAUAAAAAACGCUGGAUUACAUACAUGCUUCGAUUCCUGUGAAUCUUUUGUGCACAGGUAGACAAUUUCAUUGCAAUGGCGGACCCCGCCACGAACACUGAUAAGUACUAUUUAGAAAAGGAAUUACACAAUGUAAAUACAUUUAAUGGCCGUUGAUGGAAA
Messenger RNA from Anarrhichthys ocellatus (wolf-eel), 20027 nucleotides. RefSeq names its product discs, large (Drosophila) homolog-associated protein 3 (gene dlgap3). Gene Ontology annotation, biological process: signaling. The record is from RefSeq and is a predicted model, not a curated record. Lineage: Eukaryota; Metazoa; Chordata; Actinopteri; Perciformes; Anarhichadidae. The transcript is spliced from 14 exons. Bases 12480 to 15797 code for a protein of 1105 amino acids. Gene Ontology annotation, molecular function: molecular adaptor activity. Gene Ontology annotation, cellular component: glutamatergic synapse; postsynaptic specialization.